Molecule: messenger RNA, 1514 nt
Organism: Osmia lignaria (orchard mason bee)
Lineage: Eukaryota; Metazoa; Arthropoda; Insecta; Hymenoptera; Megachilidae
Product: Type III alcohol dehydrogenase
Cellular component (GO): mitochondrion
Molecular function (GO): metal ion binding; alcohol dehydrogenase (NAD+) activity
Source: RefSeq, a predicted model, not a curated record
AUAUAAUACCUUUUUAAAGUAUAAUAUUACAUAGUGAGGUCAAUUAUGUCAUAGGUCAUAAGGAUUGCAAAAUAUAAGAAACACUAAAGUCUUAUUCAGAUAAUGAAUGUUUUUGAAUUAACUAUGCGUAUUAUAACAUGAAAACUUGAGACAGUAAUCUAAAGCUUAUAUACAUUAAUCUCCAUCAGUUUUACAAAUGGCCUGUUCUACAGUACGAUAUGGUGUUGGUGUUACUAAAGAGUUGGGUAUGGAUAUGCAAAAUAUUGGAUCAAAAACUGUUUGCUUGAUGACAGAUCCAAAUCUUGUGAAUCUACCACCUGUUAAAACUGCUAUGGAUAGUCUUACUAAAUAUGGUAUUCAAGCUACAGUUUAUGAUAAUGUACGUGUUGAGCCUACAGAGCAAAGUCUCAAGGAUGCCAUUGAGUUUGCUAAGCGCGGCAACUUCGACGCUUUUAUAGCGGUAGGUGGAGGUUCAGUAAUAGAUACCUGUAAGGCGGCAAAUCUUUAUAGUUGUGAUCCACAAGCAGAUUUCCUGGAUUACGUGAAUGCACCCAUUGGCAAAGGGAAGCCAAUUGUAGUACCAUUAAAACCAUUGAUAGCGGUACCUACUACAUCCGGUACAGGGUCGGAAACAACCGGUGUUUCUAUUUUUGAUUAUCAACCACUUAAAGCCAAGACUGGUAUUGCUAAUAGAGCUCUGAGGCCUACUUUGGGUCUUAUAGAUCCACAGCACACAUUGAGCAUGCCAGAAAGAGUAUGUGCUUAUUCUGGUUUUGAUGUACUUUGCCAUGCUCUUGAAUCUUUUACUGCAUUGCCAUACACAGAAAGAACACCUUGUCCUUCAAACCCAAUUCUUAGGCCAGCUUAUCAGGGUAGCAAUCCUGUCAGUGAUGUGUGGUCGAAGUAUGCCCUUCAAACAAUGCGCAAAUAUUUCCAAAGGGCAGUAUACAACCAAGAUGAUCUUGAAGCCAGAAGUCACAUGCAUCUUGCAAGUACUAUGGCAGGUGUUGGAUUUGGUAAUGCUGGAGUUCAUCUUUGCCAUGCGUUAUCUUAUCCUAUUAGUGGAAAUGCACGAAGUUUUCAACCUAAGGGUUACAGCAAGGAUCAUCCAAUAGUACCGCAUGGUCUUUCAGUUGUCAUAUCAGCACCCGCAGUGUUUUCAUUCACUGGAGAUGCGUGCGCCGAAAGACACUUGGAAGCUGCUGAAUUACUCGGUGCUGAUAUUCAUCAAGCAAAGAGAAGCGAUGCUGGGAAGAUAUUAGCAGAUACUGUAAGAGGGUAUAUGCAAAUAAUGAAGAUUGAAAAUGGUUUAACCACAUUAGGAUUCAAGAAGGAAGACAUUCCUACCUUAGUUGAAGGGACGUUACCCCAGCAUCGUAUUACAAAAUUAGCGCCACGAGAACAAUCUAAAGAAGAUCUUUCGCAAUUAUUUGAAAAUUCAUUUACGAUUUACUAAGGAGAAAUGGUAUAUAUUUUCUUACUGUAUUAGAUAUAACUAGAUACAAAUAAAGGGC